AUGCUGCGCUCUAAGAGACCGAAGGAACCCAACCCCCUCAAGAUAAUUAUCUUUGGUGAGGAGCUUGUCGGCAAGACAUGUUUUAUUGACAUGUUCCUCGAAGGCAAGCACUUUAUCAGUCAUGGUCCCGUCGACUCCGAACCACUUUCAAGAACCAUCUCGUAUGCAAACGAGACCUGGAGCUUUUCUUUCAUAGAUUUGAACCUCAACAGCGACAUCUCUCCCAGAUACCGCGAAGUCUUACAUACUUAUAUAGCCAGCGCGGAUGGCGUUGUUCUGUUAUACGAUGUUACGUCUCUGUUUUCCUUUAAUCACCUUAUCCAACAUACGUAUCUGCAGAUCUGGCAGUGUCGCAACACCGUAUUCAUCAAAGAUGGCGCAGAAGGGAGGAUACAAGGAUUAAAGAAGAGGUUCGGGUGCGUGGUAGUUGGUAAUAAGAAGGACAUCAUCGACAGGGACGAAGGGAAGAGGCAAGUGAAGAAGGAAAUGGCAGACCAGUGGGCUUCAAGCCAGGGUUUCCGUCAUAUCGAAAUCAGUUCAAAUGAAAGGAAAGAGGUUGAGGAUGCUGUACAAGCCCUGGUGGACAGUGUGCAGAGGGCACGGAGGAUGGAUGCGAAAGAUAUUAGAGACAGCAAGAGCGACAUGAAGGGGUGGAGCAAGAAGAUUGGGAAACAUAUACAAGAGUAUUCAGCGAAGAUGUCUACUUCCAGCACCGAAACGUCCCCGUUAACUCUCAUAUCAGCAACGCCAUCACCGUUUGCACGCAUGAACCGCAUCGCGCUCACUUUAAAAGGCAUACCUUUUGAACUUCAAAACGAGAUACCCUGGCAAAGUGCAACAGAAACACCCAAAUACAACCCUUUGGAAAAAUUACCCAUCUUACUUUUCCUUGAUGGCCGACCACCCGUAUACGAUAGUGCACACAUUCAGGAGUACAUCGUGCGCAAGUACGCCGACAAGGGACCAAAACUAAUCACCGACGACGUCGACCUUGACUUGCAAAUUCGACAGAUCGUCGUCCUCAGCGAGGGAUGUAUGGACGCCAUUGUGAUAGCUCGAUUCGAAGGCCGACGCGAAAAAGAAAAGCAGUCUCAGCUUUGGCUCGGCAGGCAGAAUCGCAAAAUUGACGGUGCGAUGCGGGCUUUUGAUGAAAUGAUACGGAGCACGAAAGAGAAAGGGAAGGUCUAUCUUGUUGGCGAUGAGUUGACCAUUGCCGAUAUUGCGGUUGUGUGCACUGUUGGAUUCAUCGAAUUCGCCGAGAUGAGGCCUGAAUGGAAGAGCAAAUAUGAGGUAUUGGCGCAGUGGUUUGAGGAACUAGACCAGAAGAAGGUGUUUGCAGAAACGAGGCCUGUAAUGUUCAACUUGAGCGAAACUGUGGUAUAG
This is a messenger RNA of Alternaria postmessia, 1383 nucleotides long. RefSeq lists its product as uncharacterized. Gene Ontology annotation, cellular component: plasma membrane. Bases 1 to 1383 code for a protein of 460 amino acids. Lineage: Eukaryota; Fungi; Ascomycota; Dothideomycetes; Pleosporales; Pleosporaceae. The transcript is spliced from 3 exons. Gene Ontology annotation, molecular function: GTP binding; GTPase activity; GDP binding. The record is from RefSeq and is a predicted model, not a curated record. Gene Ontology annotation, biological process: signal transduction.